Messenger RNA from Odocoileus virginianus texanus, 1998 nucleotides. RefSeq names its product STEAP2 metalloreductase (gene STEAP2). The record is from RefSeq and is a predicted model, not a curated record. Gene Ontology annotation, biological process: copper ion import. NCBI's taxonomy places the organism in Eukaryota, Metazoa, Chordata, Mammalia, Artiodactyla, Cervidae. Gene Ontology annotation, cellular component: plasma membrane; endosome. Gene Ontology annotation, molecular function: ferric-chelate reductase (NADPH) activity; cupric reductase (NADH) activity.
CCGUGCUCCCCAGCCCUGCGCGAUCCAGCUUGGGGAGGCGGGGAAGCUGCCCGAGCGCGACCGCAGCUGCAGUCACCCUGCAAGCCGCCAGCCGGAGGCACGGUCCCUAGGCCCUAGAGCCCGGGGAGGCCCCCGGGGACUCGGCACUGCUGGCGAGAGCUGCGAGGCCCGCCCCUGCCAGGCGCGGAGGGCGCGGAGGAUAUCCCUGGUGAUCUUGGAAGAGUCCAUAUCAUGGAAUCAAUCUCCAUGAUGGGAAGCCCCAAGAGUCUUAGUGAAACUUUUUUGCCUAAUGGGAUAAAUGGUAUCAAAGAUGCAAGGAAGGUCACUGUGGGUGUAAUCGGAAGUGGGGAUUUUGCCAAAUCCCUGACCAUUCGACUUAUUAGAUGUGGCUAUCAUGUGGUAAUAGGAAGCAGAAAUCCUAAGUUUGCUUCUGAAUUUUUUCCUCAUGUAGUAGAUGUCACUCACCAUGAAGAUGCUCUAAUAAAAACAAAUAUAAUAUUUGUUGCUAUACAUAGAGAACAUUAUACCUCCCUGUGGGACCUGAGACAUCUGCUUGUGGGUAAAAUCCUGAUUGAUGUGAGCAAUAAUAUGAAGGUAAACCAAUACCCAGAAUCCAAUGCGGAAUAUUUGGCUUCAUUAUUCCCGGACUCCUUGAUUGUGAAAGGCUUUAAUGUUAUCUCAGCUUGGGCACUUCAGUUAGGACCUAAGGAUGCCAGCCGGCAGGUUUAUAUAUGCAGCAAUAAUAUUCAAGCUCGACAACAGGUUAUUGAACUUGCCCGUCAAUUGAAUUUCAUUCCCAUUGACUUGGGAUCAUUAUCAUCAGCCAGGGAAAUUGAAAAUUUGCCCCUGCGACUGUUUACUCUCUGGAGAGGGCCAGUGGUGGUAGCCGUAAGCCUGGCCACAUUUUUCUUUCUUUAUUCUUUUGUCAGAGAUGUGAUUCAUCCCUAUGCUAGAAACCAGCAGAGUGACUUUUACAAGAUUCCUAUUGAGAUUGUGAAUAAGACCUUGCCCAUAGUUGCCAUUACUUUGCUGUCCCUGGUCUACCUGGCAGGUCUCCUGGCAGCUGCUUAUCAGCUUUAUUAUGGCACCAAGUAUAGGAGAUUCCCACCGUGGCUGGAGACCUGGUUACAGUGUAGAAAACAGCUUGGAUUAUUAAGCUUUUUCUUCGCUUCGGUCCAUGUUGCCUACAGCCUCUGCUUACCAAUGAGAAGAUCAGAGAGAUACUUGUUUCUCAACAUGGCUUAUCAGCAGGUUCAUGCAAAUAUUGAAAACUCUUGGAACGAGGAAGAAGUCUGGAGAAUUGAAAUGUAUAUUUCCUUUGGCAUAAUGAGCCUUGGCUUACUUUCCCUCCUGGCAGUCACCUCUAUCCCUUCAGUGAGCAAUGCUUUAAACUGGAGGGAAUUCAGUUUCAUUCAGUCUACCCUUGGAUAUGUAGCUCUGCUCAUAAGUACUUUCCAUGUUUUGAUUUAUGGAUGGAAACGAGCUUUUGAAGAAGAGUACUACAGGUUUUAUACACCACCAAACUUCGUUCUUGCUCUUGUUUUGCCCUCAAUUGUAAUUCUGGGUAAGAUUGUUUUACUCCUUCCAUGUAUAAGCCAAAAGCUAAAGAGAAUUAAAAAGGGCUGGGAAAAGAGCCAAUUUCUAGAAGAAGGUAUUGGAGGAGCAGUUCCUCAUCUCUCACCAGAGAGGGUUACAGUAAUGUGAUGAUAAAUGGUGCUCCCUGCUGCUAUAUGAAGUUCUCUUCAUGCCAUUAUUUUUAUGACUUCCUUUAUCUUCACUUGCAAGUGCACUGUCAAACUGCUGUGGGCUGAAACCUGUUCAAUGAGAUCUCAACUGAAUUGAUGGUAGAAUUUUCUUCAAAUUUGUUUUCCCUAAUGUCACAUUUUGCCAAUAUGAAUCUUUGUAGUCAGUUUAUGUUGAAACAUAGGUAUGUUUUGUUUUGUACAAUUAUAAUGCUAUUGUUAUUUUAAUAAACUUUAUUCCAUAAACAGGCAGAAA